CUGGCAAACCGACUGGACCUUGUAGCAACUUUCUGAGUGCGCCUAUACAACCGUUAUUACGACUGUAAACUACAAACAGCAUGGCAGCCUCCAUAAAGAGCGUUUGUGUUACAUAGCAGGAAGCUUGGUGUUUCCACAAGGAUCUUGAUCUUUCUUUGAAUCUCAGUUUCUUCUUACAUCAUUCUGGGAAUUAAACAAAACGCCUCCUUCGUCUUCUGCCAAAUAAUUUGUGUUCCCCCCACAUGUUGACAAAGAAGCUUCCCCCCUUGAACAGUUUCCUGUCACUGGUCUCCAGACGUGCCAGUCACGUCACCCGACAGCAGUAUGAUGUCAUUGUUGUGGGUGGGGGUCACGCAGGUACCGAGGCGGCGGCGGCAGCAGCCAGAGUGGGAGCUAAGACACUGCUGGUCUCACAGAAAAUACAAACCAUUGGUGCCCUGUCCUGUAACCCGUCUCUGGGAGGAGUAGGGAAGGGUCAGCUGGUGAGGGAGGUAGAUGCUCUGGAUGGGCUGUGUGGUCGAGCAGGAGACUGGGCUGGGAUCCAUUUCUCCAUCCUGAAUCGUAGUAAAGGCCCCGCGGUGUGGGGCCCGAGGGCCCAGCUGGACCGGCAGCGCUACCGUGAAUUUAUUCAGUCGGAGCUGCUGUCCACUCCCAGGCUGACGGUGUUGGAGGGCUCAGUGGAGGAGCUGCUGGUAUCAGAAACAAACCCAGAGCAGCCUGGACACCACCGAGUCACCGGGAUACUGUUGGCGAAUGGAAGCCACCCGGUCUCAGCCAGCUCCGUGAUUCUGACUACUGGAACUUUCUUGUCUGGCUCCCUCUUCAUUGGUCAAAGCACGUCCCCCGGGGGUCGGAUAGGUGACGCUCCGUCGAGUUCUGGGCUGUCCCACACACUGAAGGAGAGGCUGGGGCUGAGGGUAGGCAGACUGAGGACCGGUACGCCUCCCAGGAUUUUGAGGGAUUCUGUCGAUUUUUCCCUGGCUGUCGUUCAACCCCCUGACGGUCAUCCAACUCCGUUCAGCUUCCUGAAUACACGCACACACUGCAAGCCUGAAGAGCAGCUGCCGUGCCAUCUGACCUACACUACUCCUGGUGUAGAGAGAGUGGUGAAGGAUAGUCUCCAUCUCAACUGUCACAUACAGGAAGACGCCAAGGGUCCCAGAUACUGCCCCUCCAUUGAGUCGCGAGUACUUCGAUUCCCGGGUCGACGGCACCAGGUGUGGCUUGAGCCUGAGGGGUUGACCUCUGACCUUUUGUACCCUCAGGGUCUGUCCAUGACCAUGCCCCCUGACGUACAGCUCAGCCUCAUCAGACAGAUCCCUGCCUUGCACAGAGCUAAGAUCCACACACACGGUUAUGGUGUGCAGUAUGACUUUGUGUGUCCCACUCAGCUGAGCCCUGCCCUUCAGGUAAAAAACACCCAGGGGCUUUUUCUGGCCGGUCAGAUUAACGGAACAACGGGAUACGAGGAAGCUGCUGCACAGGGCCUGUGGGCGGGGGUGAACGCUGCCCGCUGUGCGCUCUCCAUGCCUACAGUGUCGUUGUCUCGCACUGAGAGUUAUAUCGGAGUUCUCAUUGAUGAUCUGGUGAGUCGAGGCGUUACAGAGCCCUACCGCAUGUUCACCAGCCGGGCUGAGUUUCGAACCGCUCUGAGGCCGGACAACGCUGACAUGCGCCUCACUCUGAAAGGGUUUGAGGAGGUGGGAUGCGUGUCCACUUUGCGCUACCAGGAGGCUGUGAGAGUGAGGGACAGUCUGCAGGAUGCACAGGCAACCCUGCAGGCUCUCUCUCUGUCCUCCAACAGUUGGAAAAAGCAGCUGCCCGACAUACAGAUCAGUGAGGUCAAGAACACCGUAAUGACCGGUAUGGAGGUUCUGCAGUACAACAACGUGUCCUUUGAAAUGUUGGCAUCUGCCUUCCCAGAGAGCCUCUCGCGUCACAUGGAAUUCUCACAAAGACUCAAGAUAGAGGCUGUGUACAGGCCUCACUGCAACCUACAGAAGAAAGAGAUUGAGAGAAUUCAAAAGGAGGAGAACCUGUUGCUCCCACAUGACAUGGACUAUUUGUCUCUGCCGGUGUCUAUGUCUCAGGAAGUCAGAGAGAUUUUGGACAGAGUUCGACCCAGCACUCUGGGUGCUGCUACACGUCUGCAGGGUAUUACUCCAGCUGCAAUCGUGCAUCUCCUCAACUACGUACGCAGCGCAGAACUAAGGGAGAGACGGAAACACAGAAAGCAGCAAAAGGAGGAGAGAGAAGAGGAGCUGUGUGCAGCAAAAGCAUCUUUACCAUAGUGAAAUGACCACUCGUAAAAUGUUUUGUAAAAAAGUAUGUAUUCCUGAAAAUGUACAAGAGAAUAAGUUAUGGUAUUUGUAUAUGUUUACUUUAGAUGAAAACUCUUUAUAGUGUAAGAAAAUAAACAUUCUUUCAUACA
This is a messenger RNA of Cottoperca gobio, 2431 nucleotides long. It is a transcript of the gene mto1, whose product is annotated as mitochondrial tRNA translation optimization 1. The record is from RefSeq and is a predicted model, not a curated record. Gene Ontology annotation, cellular component: cytosol. NCBI's taxonomy places the organism in Eukaryota, Metazoa, Chordata, Actinopteri, Perciformes, Bovichtidae. Bases 243 to 2291 code for a protein of 682 amino acids. Gene Ontology annotation, biological process: tRNA methylation; tRNA wobble uridine modification. The transcript has 13 exons. Gene Ontology annotation, molecular function: flavin adenine dinucleotide binding.